GCGGUGACUGCUUACUUCUUGCCUCUUACCCCCAUCAUCGGACGCGCGUACCAGCGAUGCAGCCAGCACUAUUCGGCGACGAGCGUAGGCGACAAAUCAACCUCGGAGGCGCAUCUGGCGCGUACUCUCAGUCAGCAUUACUCAACCAGGCGAAGGCGCGGCGGCAGGAGCGACAUGCGCUCAAGCAGAAGCAGGAGAGCGCAGUGAAGAUACAGGCGUGGUGGAGAGGUGUGCGCGAGGCACAAUACGUCCGUCGCGACAUGCGGCAGGCUCUCGAUCGCGACAUCACUAGCCUCAAUGCUCUCCGAUGCUUGGUUCUCGUAGGACAAGAUGAGGAAGCACUGGGAAAGUGGUCGCAGUCAUUAGACAGCGCAGGGGCAGGCGCUGUAUUCGCGCCGGCACGCGACGGUUCUGCUGCAAGCUGGCUGGUGCUGAUCCGUAAGGCGAGCCUCAUGUUAUGCCAGUCUCUAUCACGAAAUUUUCAGUCACCUUACGCAAUACACCACGUCAAUAUAUUAUCUACCUUACUCUCUCCUGACGCUGGCCGUUGCGCGCUAGGCCUCGACGGCAGUCAAGCAGCUACCGAAAUAUCACGAUAUCUAGUCGAACACGAUUACCAGCAAUAUCUUGCUCAAGCACUCCGCCAAGUGUCUCUCGAACGCAAGACACAAUAUGCUGCACUCCCAACACUUGUACAACUCCUCAUUGCCCCCUUCUCCCUCUGGCAACCUGCGACACCCACCUUUGACCGCGCAUUCCUCGGCUUCUUCACGCGUAUCCUCACCAUCCCCCUCCUCCCAAAUAGACUGCCGCUAGAAUCACUUGCCCGGCUUUCAUCAAGUCUCCCAUACUCAUCACUCCCCGCCCUUGCAUCUCAUCUACCAGAUCUAAUUGCCCUGGACAUGGACAGCAAGGUCCAUCUCAUCGCAAACCUUGUCACCUUUACCGCUCCACGAUAUGCCGCAUUACCCACCACCGCACUCGCAACGUACUUGCGCAUCCUCACUGCGCUUAUAAACACCCUACCUAUCAAUGCACUUGACCCGCCGUCAGCGCAGAAGGCUCCGAAAGCGAACGUCACCCCAUGGCGGCACGACGACUCGGACGACUCAGACUCCGACGAGCCGGCGACACAGGUGACCGUCGUGUCGACAUUUGCGCCGCCGCCCCAAUUACCAGAUGUCGACAAUCGGACUGCCAAGCGCUUGCAAACAUUGCAAGAUGGAAAGCACCUCGCCUCGCUCUUGGCCGCGACGAAGGCGCACUCUGGCGCGCGUUCAUGGCUCGUGACAUACUUGCUUGCGCUCACUACCGUGUGGCCCGCGACGCGAGAGCACGUUCUGAGCACGAUUCUCGCGCAUACAGGCGGCACGCUGGUCCGCGAACUGUACCGAGGAUAUGUCCGCGGCAGUCCACUUGGGCGAGAGGGCAGCCCGGGUGCGGUGCUGGAUCCCGCGCACGCGGAGGCUUGGCCACCGCUGCUGCUGCUCGCGGACCUGUACACGCAGGCGCUCCUGACGAUGGGCGACGACGAGUUUUUCGGUGCCGGGCGCAAUCCGCUGACGCUGGACGAGGUUGCGUCUUUCGGGCGGCAGCUACUGGUCAUCGCCUACACGCUGUACACGCGGGAGGAUCAGGGCGGUAUGGUGCGUGCCGACGGGUCCGUCCUGCGCUGUUCCUACGACGGCGCGCGCGAGAAGAUAACGCGCUGCCUAACGGCAAUCCACGCACGAGACUCCCGCAAGCCCUUCGUGCGCCGCGACCACUGGCUCGUCACCGCGCAGGUCGACAUGCAGGCCUUCGUCGAGGCCGCCAUCUACGAAGAGCAGAAGCUCUCCCACGCCGACGCCGACCUGCCGCCCCGCGCGCUCUCCAAGCGGCAGAUCGCCGCCAUGUCCCCGCGCCUCGGCGUGCUCAACAACAUCCCGUUCGCGAUCCCGUUCGAGGUGCGCGUGAGCAUCUUCCGGCACUUUGUCGCGAACGAUAUGAUGGCGCGCGGCCGGAGCGCGAGCCGGUAUGCGUAUGGGCCGGGGCAGAGGACGCGGGCGGAGAUCAGGAGGGGGCGGGUGGCGGAGGAUGGGUUCGAUAGGCUGGGGGAUGCGGACUUGAAGGCGCCGUUGGAGAUCACGUUCAUUGAUCAGUUUGGGGAGCCGGAAGCGGGCAUCGAUGGUGGGGGGCUGUUCAAGGAGUUCUUCACGUCGCUGUGCAAGGAGGUCUUCGACACGGAUCGCGGGCUCUGGUUGGCGAACAAGAAAAACGAGCUGUAUCCGAACCCGCAUGCGUAUGCGACGGAGUCGCACAGCCUGAACUGGUACCGCUUCAUCGGCCGCAUCCUCGGCAAGGCGAUGUACGAGGGCAUCCUCGUUGACGUAGCUUUCGCGGGCUUUUUCUUGGCGAAGUGGCUCGGACGUCAAAGCUUCCUCGACGACCUCGCGUCGCUCGACCCCGACCUUUACAACGGCCUCAUCUUCCUCAAGAACUACGAUGGCGACUUUGAGGCGCUCACGUUGAACUUUACUGUCGCUGUCGAAGAAUUUGGCGAGGCAAAGAGCGUAGAUCUGAUCCCCAACGGGAGUAACAUCCCCGUGACGAAGGAGAACCGGCUGCAGUACAUUCACCUCGUGUCGCACUUCAAGCUCACGCGGCAGAUCAAGCUGCAGUCCGAGGCGUUCUUCGAGGGCUUGUCGCAGAUGAUCGAUCCGAAGUGGUUGAGGAUGUUCAACCAGCAAGAAGUCCAGAUCCUCAUCGGCGGCGCGCACACACCCAUCGACCUCGACGACCUGCGCGCGCACACGAACUACGGCGGCCUGUACGACGACAACGAGCUCACGAUCCAGAUCUUUUGGAAGGUGGUCAAUGGGUUCAACCAAGAGCAGCGCCAAUUGCUGCUGCGUUUUGUGACCAGCUGCAGUCGGCCGCCCUUGCUGGGCUUCAAGGAACUCGUCCCGAACUUCGCCAUCCGCGACGCUGGGUCGGACGAGAACCGACUGCCCACGGCCAGCACGUGUGUCAACCUAUUGAAGCUGCCUAGGUAUCGCAGCGAGCGGGUCCUGCGCGAUAAGCUGCUGCAGGCGAUCAACUCGAACGCGGGCUUCGACUUGUCGUGAGCAGGGGAAUCUGCAACUCGUGAACGCGGGUCGCAAUCCUGAAGGGGCGGAAGGCAACUUCUUGCGCCAUCCCUACCUCAGUUGGCGUUGGUGUCUUAUCUGAAGGAGAAAAGAUACGGUAUGCACACUUGGAUCUGUUGUACUAAUAUGGGACGUCUAUCUUAGAAUGAGAUGCGCUCUUGCGUUC
Molecule: messenger RNA, 3294 nt
Organism: Schizophyllum commune H4-8
Lineage: Eukaryota; Fungi; Basidiomycota; Agaricomycetes; Agaricales; Schizophyllaceae
Product: HECT-domain-containing protein
Exons: 11
Coding region: 57-3107 (1016 amino acids)
Biological process (GO): ubiquitin-dependent protein catabolic process; protein polyubiquitination
Molecular function (GO): ubiquitin protein ligase activity; protein binding
Source: RefSeq, a predicted model, not a curated record